UUUUAUGAAAUAUUGUCAAUAGUGUACUUUAAUUUCUCACUUAGCUUAUUGUUUUUAUUUUAUUUUGAUUACUUAAUUUGUGAUAUAAAUAAAAGUACUGUGUGAAAUUGUGUAAUGUGGAGGCGGCUUCCUCAAGGAGGUGCUGAAGUUUGAAGAUUUUGUUUUGCAAGAGAAGAGUUGUUGAAUCGGCGUUCUAUUUAAUGCUUAAAGCGGACACAAUGAUCACCGAAGGUGAAGGAGUGAGGGCUGAGGCGCCAUGAGCGCGGGAGUGUUGCGGAGCGGCGCCGCGGGCGACGCCACGCCCGGCUCCGACGGCGACCCCAUCACGCGUCUGUUCCCCAAGUGUAGGCCCAAGUACGCGGGCCAGCAUCACGAAAGACUGAAUUCUGGUAUAGAGAGCCGAGAUAUGAACAAUUACAUCAACAACGCGUCUUCGGACGACGAGCGUGAUAACGACGGCCAUGUCAUACUCAACAACAAGGGAGCCUAUAAGCUAAGGGAUUCUAGAAUAAUAGAAAUCGCCGGGGGCCGAGAGCUUUACUCGCAGAGUAGAACAAAGGCGGUGAGGAAAUUACGGCAUAACAAUACACAUAAGCACAACCUGAGGAACAAAAUAAGGUCUAUCAGCAAAGAAGCUAUUGAGUAUGGAAUGGACAACGUUUCACACGAGAUAUCGCUACACCGAAUUAACAGUGAGCCUAAGAAGAUGAUAUCCAGACACACGUCGCCAACAUACACGAACGGUCUGAGGACGGAACCGGACGCUAGUGACAAUGAAGUAGAUAUGAGUGUUAAAAGGACUUUAGACAGUUUGAAAAAUGGUGAUAUUGACCUUGUUAAUAAUAAGAGUGUUACUAGUGGAAGUGAUUCGAGUCCUUCGAAGGAUGAUGCGAGGCUUAGUGAUGGCAGUGCCACGGGUGCCUGGCUUUCGGGUGAUGAAGACAAGAACAGGGUGACUAGAGUGAUAGGCGAACUGCCGAUAGCGGAAUACGAAGGGUCUCCUAGAAGAUACGGAGUUGGAAGUCAGAAGAAUCAACUGCGCUCACCAAGGCCAGGAUUCCCGCAGCGAAUUAUAACGGAGAGUAGGGACGAGACGCCCCCGCGCAGCUCCACCGCGUUCGACUAUCUCUACGAGUUCUCGGAGACCAGGAAGGUACUCGAGGAGUUCUUCAAAUGUCCCCAACAGCAGAUCGGCACCGAUGAAAUUGUUAAUUUUCAAGAGUUAGACUACGAGCUGAGACGACAGACGCAAGAGUGUCCGUCGGAGAACAGUAUCGACGACAGCGAGUCAGAGUGGCCGCCGGCAGACAGCCUGCAUUCACCACAUACCACACACAACCAUACCAACUUCCUCGGCCUACAGCAACAGUGCACCCGCUACGGUGCACCGGACAUGUCAGCCCUGCGCGCUGGUCACUCAGCACUAGCAGACAAGGCCACCGAUAUGCCGCUCGAGGACGAGGAGGUGAUCGGGGACGGGGCCAGCGGGGACACCUCCCCUCGCCGCGAACUGGCCCUUGCCAUGUCCUCACCCGGCAGCGACUCGGACAGCGAUCUGUCGCUGGCGUUGAUGGAGAACGAACUCUCCGAGAUGAAAGUUCAAAUGGAGUUAAACCGCAUCAUAGCCUUACCUGUGGUGGAGGACGGCCUGUCGUCGGGCCACGCGUCUGAUUGUGACAAUAACAAUGAGAUACUGGCAAUACAGAAUCAUUCUCCGAUGAGGGUGCAGGAGAUAGUGGACAGCGGCACCAACACGGAGCCCCACGUGCUCACCGAUGCAGACUUACACUCACUUGAUCCUCUAGCGUGCAGUGCGGCACCCCCUCCCCCCGCGCCCGCCCCUCACCGGCCCCUCGAGCACACGCACACCUUGUCACCGCACGCUCACACACAGCUCACAAACUCGCACGGGGCCGUAUCCCCGCAUGGCACCGUCUCGCAGCAUGGCGCCAUCUCGCCGCACGGCACGAUCUCUCAGCAUGGCGCCAUCUCGCCGCACGGCACGAUCUCCCAGCAUGGCGCCAUCUCUCCGCACGGCACGGUGUCGCACGGUGCGGUCUCUCCGCACGGCGCAGUGUCACCGCAUGACACGCACUCACACACGCCCCACCAUCACCACUUGCAGCACGAUGAUGUGUAUCCCAGAAAGCGGCCGACGUCUGCACAAAGUACAGACUCCGUUGACAUCAAAGCGGCCAGUGGAGAUGAAGACGAGGCAGACACGGACCUCGAGACAGACCGACUGUUGGGUCAGCAGCGAACUGAUGAUCAAGGGUUCUUUGAUGAUAAGGGCUGGCGCAAACCGAAAUCUCGCACCGUGAUGCCGUCGGUGGGGUCUGCGGGAACCAACCGCGAGACGCAUGCGCACGAGAACAACGCGGAGUUCAGGGACGAGGAGACGCUGCACAAUGGGAAGGAUAAGGACGGAAAGAAGAAGAACAAAAAUAAAGAAGAUAUGGCAUCAGUGCUGAUUGAAGGUGUGCUAUUCCGCGCAAGGUACCUGGGUUCAACCCAGCUGGCAUGUGAGGGGCAGCCCACCAAGGCCACCAGGAUGCUGCAAGCCGAGGAGGCUGUCUCCAGAAUUAAGGCACCGGAAGGUGAGAACCAGCCCAGCACCGAAGUGGACCUGUUCAUAUCCACCGAGAAGAUAAUGGUGCUGAACACGGAGCUGAAGGAGAUAAUGAUGGACCACGCGCUGCGGACUAUCUCAUACAUCGCGGACAUCGGAGACCUGGUCGUACUGAUGGCCAGGAGACGGUUCGUGCCGCACGAGACCGACUCCGACCAACCGAAGCUCAGUCGCACGCCCAAGAUGAUAUGUCACGUGUUCGAAAGUGAAGAGGCCCAGUUCAUAGCCCAGUCCAUUGGGCAAGCGUUCCAAGUUGCCUACAUGGAGUUCCUGAAGGCGAACGGUAUCGAGGAUCACAGCUUCGUGAAGGAGAUGGACUACCAGGAGGUACUGAACAGCCAGGAGAUAUUCGGUGACGAGUUGCAAAUGUUUGCUAAAAAGGAGUUACAGAAAGAGGUGGUGGUGCCGAAGACGAAGGGCGAGAUCCUCGGCGUGGUGGUGGUGGAGUCAGGGUGGGGCUCCAUGCUGCCCACGGUCGUCAUCGCCAACCUGGCGCCCGCCGGAGCCGCCGCGCGCUGUGGCCAGCUCAAUAUAGGUGAUCAAAUAAUAGCAAUAAACGGCGUGAGCCUGGUGGGACUGCCGCUGUCCACCUGCCAGACGUACGUGAAGAACUCCAAGAACCAGACGGUGGUGAAACUGACGGUGGUGCCGUGCGCGCCCGUGGUCGAGGUCAAGAUCAAGAGGCCCGACACCAAGUACCAGCUGGGCUUCAGUGUGCAGAACGGAGUGAUAUGCAGCCUGCUACGCGGAGGCAUCGCGGAGCGUGGCGGCGUGCGAGUCGGUCACCGCAUCAUAGAGAUCAACUCACAGAGCGUGGUGGCCGUGCCGCACGAGAGGAUCGUCAACCUGCUGGCGACAUCUGUCGGAGAGAUACUGAUGAAGACUAUGCCGACGUCCAUGUUCCGGCUGCUGACCGGACAAGAGAACCCCGUGUUCAUCUGAGCAUCUACACAGAAGUGCCUCGCCCGCUUUCGUUCAUCGCACUACGCACCAACCUAAUGAACUCCUUGUCUGGGCUUUGGUCUUGAGAUAAUGUUCGCUUGAUAUACCGCGUAGUGUAAAGGUGUAUGCGCAUGUAUGAAACGCACGCACGGGCGUGUAAAUGUAAUUGUCCUUUUAUUAAAACAAUUUACGAUACACAGUAGUACAUAUGAAAAAUCUAAAAUCAAUUUUCAUUUUCGAAAUUCAAAUGAUCAUUUUUCUUUUUAAUGUGUUCAAAUAGGUUAUUACGGUUAAAACAUCGACCUGAUAAGCAAUCAUUACUUUACGAUACGUUAUGAUUAUUACCUGACCAAUCACGAUAUCUUGUCAUCAAUCUGACCAAUGAGCAGUCAGCAUUCCGCGCCAACUUACCUCGGUUGUUUGAUUGGUUUGUUUGCAUUGUUUAUUUUUCAGUUCAGAAGUUUUCGAGGCUCUAGUGAAUUACUGGGAUAAUAUAAUAUAUCCCUCAUAUAAUUACAACACACACACAUUCAUACAUUCUUCUUUUUUUUUUUUUUUUAGAUUAUCACCAUAAUAGUUAAAAGAAUCUAUAGAAUGUUAUUUGAUUAUAAUUUAAGCUUUCCAACUGUGUAAUCGGCAAUACAAUUAUAUAAUUUAAAGAAUUAGUUUGUGAAAUAGAAACGCUGUAAAGUGAACAUCUUAUGUCUCAGUGUCGAGUGUAAUUGCGGUGUCGCUCUAUGGGAAAUGGUUAAUUUUUCUCAUAAAACAAUAGUUUAGUUAAUUUAUAAGGUCUCGAUGGUAUAGAAUCGGUCAUAAUAUUAAAUAGCUCAAAUAUUUAACGUGCGUGCGUUGCAUUCCAGUGUAUAGUUCCCUUUACUUCACUUAAGAUAUGUUAGCUGUGGCUGAAGAGUAUUUUAACAAAGAUAUCUAACAAAACAUUUUGGUACAUAAUUAAUGUUGAGUUGAGAAUUAUUCGUGUGUUUAUAAGAUUACAAGAUACCUAAAUACUUAUUUUAAUAUAAGAUCGACUUUCAAAAUAUUCUAUUUAUUUGUGAUAAUUUCUCUACGUGACAGAACUGGUCAUUUUUUAAUGUGUUAAUCAAAGUAUAACAAGAGCGGAAACAUGAACCACCAUUGGAUAAUAUUUAUCAAAACUAUUAUCGCGACUGGUUUUUAACAUUUCUUAUUUCUAUUACUUACUUCGGUGCGAAAGAGAGAUGGGUGAUGAAUGAGUUGCGCGCUUAUCGCAGUGAACACACAGCCUAAUUAAUAAAUUCAUUAAUAAAACUUGCCGUUCAUCAACGCCGACUGUUAUUUAAAGGUAAUUUUUAUUUAUUUACAAAAACUUGAGGUCACGUGGCAAACUUUUACUUCUACCCUCAAGUGAUUAACAACAUUAAAAGAAUAUGUUAAAACUCGGGAUUAUUUAUACUUACCUCAAGAUAGACUGAGACAGUUUGGGAAAACGUCAUUGAAGUUGACAGUUAACCUCUAUUUUAAGCAAUGCUAACAAAAAGUGACAUACAAAUCGCGAGUGUAAGACGUAGCUUGUCACUCUCUAAAGUAAUAAACCUUGCCUCUUUUCAUCGGUUGUCUAACAGCAAGAUCUAGACAUAUAAAUUUUUUAAAGCUCGGGAGGAUGUUUAGGCUGUGUCAACACUGGUGAAGGUUAGCUUUGCAACAGUACUCAUUACAAUUCACGAGCUCAACAAUCGUGAUCGCUACAGUGCUUAAGUAAUAAGUAAAUAUAUAUUUAGAUGUAAGUUGUACAUUUUACACCGAAGGCUCGGAGGUGCUGCCACAGUGUUUUAAUGUGCCAUUCUAUCCAACAUAAAAUAAAACAAUUUAAUAUAUUUUAUUUUAUUGCUUUGCCGUGGGCGUUCUAUUAUGAAGAUUAAAAAUGUUGUUAUCCUUUUUUCAGGGUAAAUUUUGCCUAAAAUCUCGUGCCCAAUGUAACCAAGAGUACUUAUGAAUUUAUAGUAGUAAGCUUAGCUUAUAGUAGUAAGAUAAGCUUACUAUAUAAUUAUUACUAUUAUGCUGGUAAGUCAAGAGCUUGCUGGAGGUCAAUUUAUUUUUUUAUAGAUAACACCUUUUUUUAUAGAAUAGGAGGACAAACGAGCGUACGGGUCACCUGGUGUUAAGUGAUCACCGCCACCCACAUUCUCUUGCAACACCAGAGGAAUCACAAGAGCGUUGCCGGCCUUUAAGGAAGGUGUACGCGAUUUUUUUGAAGGUACCCAUUUCGUAUCGUCCCGGAAACACCGCACAAGGAAGCUCAUUCCACAGCUUUGUAGUACGUGGAAGAAAGCUCCUUGAAAACCGCACUGUGGAGGACCGCCACACAUUCAGAUGGUGGGGAUGAUAACACCUUUAAACAGCUAAAUAUGUCGUGCAUUCAGUGAAUAGGUUUAUGGUUUAAAGCGUUUGACAUUGACACCUGUCAAUGUCUUACGAUUUAUGAUGAAUAAGCUACCUCUCAGUGUACUACAGCACUCACGAUUCAAGCUUACUAAAUAUCACAAUAAUAUGCAAAAUGCCUAAGCAUUUAUACAUCUAGAAUCUAGAUAGACUGUGACACUUGUGAAAAAAUCGAAAAUAAUUGAGGUUGACAGUUAACCUCUAUUUUGAGACACUAACACAAAGUGACAUAGCGAGUGUAAGACGUGGCUAUUCACACAAAGAAAAACUAAACACUAAACUGUCACUACGCACUAAAGUAAUAAACUUGGCCUGUUUUCAUCGGUUGUCUAGGAGCAAGAGGCUCUAUCGAGACAUAUAAAUUAUCUAAUGCAAAAUAUAUAUAUUUGGCUUAAAUUAGCCACUAUUAAAUAGUAAUUGUAAAAUUUUAAUUGAGUUCUUCGUUUCUUAAUAUUUAAUACUAGCGAGAUAUAUCUUAACCAUUCUGUCAAAUGUCUACUAUGGCAGCGCCUGCGACGUCUGGGAUGUUAUCAUGACAAUUGUAUACAUAAUAUUGCAUAUUCCAUUAAAUAAUUUAUUUCUAUAUUAUAUUAUUAUGGAUUAUAUUAUCAAAUGACUCAUAUCUGCUUAGAUAUUGUUAAUAUAAGUGUCACAGUUGCCAUUUAAAUUAUGUACUUUAUGUCAUACCAUUAUAGAGUCUAUUUUGAUUGCUGUGUUUUAUAUUCGUAUUAAUCUCCUUAAUAUUAGUAAAAAUUUGCCAUAUUUUUAACAGCCUUUAGGAGCAUAGAUUUGUUUUUAUACGUUUUUUACAUUGUGUUGUUUUCGAUGCAUCCAUAGUUUAUAUAAGUUCAAAUGUACAGUUGGAUUGUUAUCAAUUUUGAUAUUGUAUCUCGUGUUGUAUGUAUGUAUGUCUAUCAUAAUACAGAAACCAAGGAAUCUCAAGUUAUGUGAAGAAUUGAUAAAAAUAUAAAGCAUUUUUUCAAGUAGUAUUUCAAGAUACAUGUCAUAUUUUGUAUAUUAUAUAUUGUGGCUACAGCAGUAUAUACAUAUAUAUGUAGUCUAUGUUUCUUAGCUAAUGUCGUGACUAUAACUAUGCGUAAAGAAUGAUAUUUUGAAUUAUGUAACACAUAAAGUAAUAUGUAAGUUUAAACCCCGCUUCCUUGUAACCAAAUUAUUGUGAUUGUUCUAAUUUGAUGUAAUUUAUUUCCCUUAAUUAUUAUGCUAUUAAUAUAUUCCCAAGUUCAGUGUCUAUAACAUUAAAUAAUUGAAAAUAAUGAAAAGGAGAUGUUGGAUUCAGUGUAUCAAUAUAUAUAUUAUAUAUCCUCGCUUAUCUUGCUGUAAUUAACUGUAUAACAAUAUGGUCAAUAAAUGUCCCAUAUUUAAGUAUAGAUAAUACAGUCUUAUAUGUAAUUUUGUAUCGCUAGCUGUUGUGAAUAAGAUUUAUUUACAUUGACAUAAAUAUAUAGUAUAGCAUAUUGUCGUGGAAGCUGGUAUAUAGUAGGAACACUGUAAUAUGUGACAAAACUAUUGUUGUUCUCAUUUCUAAGAGUAUUAUCUAGUCUGCAUUAAAGUUAAGAAUAAAUUGAAUAAA
Messenger RNA from Leptidea sinapis, 7580 nucleotides. Its product is annotated as protein lin-10-like. The transcript has 25 exons. Gene Ontology annotation, molecular function: protein binding. Gene Ontology annotation, biological process: chemical synaptic transmission. Bases 257 to 3571 code for a protein of 1104 amino acids. Gene Ontology annotation, cellular component: dendritic spine; plasma membrane; cytoplasm. Lineage: Eukaryota; Metazoa; Arthropoda; Insecta; Lepidoptera; Pieridae. The record is from RefSeq and is a predicted model, not a curated record.